Molecule: messenger RNA, 324 nt
Organism: Trichoderma gamsii
Lineage: Eukaryota; Fungi; Ascomycota; Sordariomycetes; Hypocreales; Hypocreaceae
Exons: 2
Coding region: 1-324 (107 amino acids)
Source: RefSeq, a predicted model, not a curated record
AUGUACGCCGCAAAGAUUGCCACUUCUCUUGGCCUUUUCCUCGGCUUGGCCACUGCUACUGUUAACAUCGGCAAGGACUCUGCUGGCGAUACUGUCGCCUGGAUCAGCGGCCAGUCCGAAUGCCAAAAUGUCUUUGUCGGCCCAUCGGACCAGAACCCUUGUGGAACGCGCUUCACACUUAACAACGGCUUCACUUAUUUCCUCUCAGGCUGUGGUGGCGCCGGAUUGAGCUUGUUCAACAACGACAAUUCUUUCAACAGCAACUGUCAAUUUUCGCUGCAGAACCUUCAGUGCGGCGUCCAAGAGCAGUGGUCUUGCUUCUAA